Vitrella brassicaformis is the source of this 1121-nucleotide messenger RNA. Lineage: Eukaryota; Vitrellaceae. The record is from the annotation of a GenBank genome assembly.
CAGCGCACCAUGGUGGUUCGGGUGCCCUUGUUUGCCCUCAGCAUCUUGGUAUGGCUGUCGUGCGGCGUUGCAAGGCAGGGUCCUCCCAUCAGUCAGGAUGGCGAGUGCGCUGGCUUGAGCUUUGCUGACGUCGGCCCUGCGGUGCUUAAGAAGGAUGAGGUCGUCAUGGGCAUCGACAUCGACAGAUACACCGUGAGAAGACGACGUGACACGACACACCUCUAGGCGCGGCGGGGGAACCUGCUAUACGUACUCGGGGUUGUCUGGAGUUGACAGCUGUCUGACUGUCUGUCUGUCCGUCUGUCUGGUAUCCGUGUCCGUGUGCAGGGCCUGUGGUACCAGAUAGCUGAUUCCAUUCUGCCCCGCUGCACCUUUGGUGUGGGUUGCUCGUGCACGGGCACACUCUACGAGGCGGCUCUCGACGCCGACACCGACAGGCCCUUCAUCGAGGUCAACAACAUAUGCCGGAGGGAAAUCCCGGUACCACCGUCAGAAGGCCGCGCAGACCCAAUCGAGGAUCCGGACAGUAAGGGACUGAUUGAGGGGCGGCUGUAUGUGCAGUUCGCGCCAGACAGGGACGAGCUAACCUUCCCUCCCACUGGCGUGACCAUCUUGGAUCAGCCCGAGUUCUUCUUUUCGCGGGUGGGCAACUACUGGAUCAUUUACCUUGAGCCGGCCGAGGGGGAAACACUGGAGGAGGGAAAGGAGCCCUAUGAGAUCGCCGUGGUAGGCCAUUGCCCUGACGCACCUAUUGUGGUCCAGAAUGGAUAAACGCAGCGCUGGCUGUGUGCUGUGUGUAGAUUGGGAGUCCCGACAACACGACCCUGUUCAUUCUCUCGCGCAAGCCAGAGGUGUCUGACGAAGACUAUGAGCGCAUCCUGCAGGCCAUUGUCGACUUGGGGUACGACCUCGAUACCGUCCAGCUGAAGAAGACGGAGCAGGGGGGAGACUGCCCGCCGCUAGAAGACCUGCUCGCCGAGAUCGGGGUCGAGGUGCCCGAAGACACGACUCCUGAUAAGACCACUUCGACGACAGAAAAGCCCACUGAGGCGCCGACCAAGAAGCCGACCAAGAAGCCGUGUGCUAGUAAAUAGGUAAGGCCAGCAGCCGGUCGGUGUGCG